AUGGCGUCCCCUACCGACCCCCCAGCCCUUGAGCUGAUCAGUACCCUUUCUUCUCUUGUCGCCCAAACAACACAAGAUCCCCGCGCACAGAUCCGUACUGCCUUGUCCCAGGGCGGCACAAAGAUUCCUAUCCUCGUGGCGCUUGACGAUGACCCAACCGGCACACAGACCUGCAACGGUAUCCCGGUGCUCGCCGUCUGGGACCCCGCCACCCUGACGGCCGAAUUUCGCCGCACGAGACCUGGCUCCGGUUUCUUCAUCCUGACCAACAGUCGUGCGCUACACCCACCGCAGGCUCGGUCUCUUAUCCACGAGAUCUGCUCGAACCUCAAAACCGCCGCCGCCGAGGCCAACGUCAGCUUCGAGGUCGUUCUGAGGGGCGAUUCGACGUUAAGGGGCCACUUCCCACUCGAAUGCGACGUGGCUUCCGAGGUUCUGGGAGAGGCCGACGCAACCCUGCUGUGCCCCUUUUUCCUGCAGGGUGGGCGCUACACGCUUGGCGACGUGCACUACGUCGCGAGUGAAGACGGCAAGACGCUAGUCCCCGCUGCUCAGACGCCAUUCGCACGGGACGCGACUUUUGGGUACGCCAACUCCGACUUGAGGGAGUACGUGGUGGAGAAGAGCGGCGGCGCCAUAUCCCGAGAGCGGGUGGCUAGCCUUCCGCUUGAGGACACAAGGGCUGCCGAUGGUGUUGACCGGGUGCUCAAGAGGUUGCUGGCAGUGGACAAGGGCUCUGUGGUAAUCGUCAACGCUGCGGCAGAGGAGGAUGUCGACGUCGUGGUGCUGGCACUGCUUCGGGCGGCCGAGGAGCACGGCAAGCGGUACCUGUUCAGGACGGGUGCGGCCUUUGUGUCGUCGCGCUUGGGCAUCUCACCCAUCCCGCCAAUCUCGGCGCAGCAGCUCAAGUUCACCAAGGAUGCGGGCGGACUGGUCAUUGCCGGCAGCUACGUGCCCAAGACGACGGCUCAGCUCGAGGCACUGGUUCAGAAGAGCGGGGACAGGCUCACUACUGUUAUCCUGGACGUCGAGAAGCUGCUAGAAGAGAAGGAAAAGGGCAUCUCCACGGCCGAGAAUGGGGAAGUGGCACGGGCAAUUGAGCAGGCAGAGAAGGAAAUCACUAGAGGUCAGGAUGUGCUCGUCAUGACAAGUCGGAAACUAGUGGUGGGCAAGGACGCGGCCAAGAGUCUGGACAUUGGGUCGACUGUCGCUGCAGCUCUCGUGUCGUUCUUGGUCAAUCUCAAGACAAGGCCGAGAUAUGUUAUUGCCAAGGGAGGUAUUACUUCCUCGGACAUGGCCACCAAGGGGCUUGGGUUCAAACGCGCAGAAAUCGUUGGCCAGGCAGCGGCUGGCGUGCCUUUGUGGCGAUGCGAUGAGCCAGAAAGCAAAUGGAGUGGGAUUCCAUACGUGGUCUUCCCUGGCAAUGUCGGCUCAACCGACACCUUGUAUGAUGUGGUGAAUGGAUGGAGGGUAUCAACGUGA
Molecule: messenger RNA, 1482 nt
Organism: Pyricularia grisea
Lineage: Eukaryota; Fungi; Ascomycota; Sordariomycetes; Magnaporthales; Pyriculariaceae
Exons: 2
Coding region: 1-1482 (493 amino acids)
Source: RefSeq, a predicted model, not a curated record